Messenger RNA from Ambispora gerdemannii, 1011 nucleotides. The record is from the annotation of a GenBank genome assembly. NCBI's taxonomy places the organism in Eukaryota, Fungi, Glomeromycota, Glomeromycetes, Archaeosporales, Ambisporaceae.
AUGGAUGUCGAUAUUUUAAUGGAUAUCUCUGCAGAAAGCAAACAGGAACCGAUAAAAGAACAGCAUCAGCAGCAACAACAAACACAAGAAAUAUCUAGAGCAUGCUUAGAACUCGCAACCGGAUUUCAGCAUCUACGAGAGGCCAUCGACAAUUUACAAGAUAAUAGCUUCUUAGGCGGCGGCGGAGGGGGUGUGGGAUUUGGCGGUUUUCAAAAUGAUUAUGGGAAUAUUAUGAGUGACUUAGCGAAUUUUAUGCCAUUGAAGCCUGGAGGAGGGUUUGGUGCUUUUAUGGGUAAUCCACCACCGCCUCACCCGAAUUUCUCUCAUAAUCCGCCGCCGAAUUUUUAUCAAUUUCCUGAUAUUUGGGAUAGAAAAUCAGUAUAUCAACAGCAGCAGGAACUGCCACAAUUUAUCGAUUUCAUGAAGCAAGAAGAAUAUAAUGGAAACUUUCCUUUUAGUAAUAAUAGUAAUUAUUCUAGUAAUUUCAAUCUUAAUCAUAGUAGCAACAAUAGCGCAAAUAGGAAUUCUAAUCUUCAUUCACUCAGUCAUCAUCCAUAUCAACGCAAUCCCUCUUCAUCGCGCCAACACCAACAAUCUUCAUUGCAAUCAAACAAUAAUCUCAGUAACGGUAACAGCGACCGAAAAGGCAAGCAAAAAGUGACGUCUAGACGUAGGUCUUCCUAUAACGCACCUGCUAAUGCCUUUUCCGCAUACACUGAAAUCGCAUUCCAGCGUAACGACACUGGCGUCUGGUCUGAGAAACAAAGACGUAAACUGAACGAAGUUUUCAUUCGUUACUAUGAACGAAGAAAAGAAUUCGAGCCAAUCUCUUAUGGGAAAUUAGCCGACGAACUAUUGGAAUUGUGUAGCAAUGGCACGCCAAGUAUCACGCAUCUCGAUAAACAACUUGGACGGUAUUUGAUGGGAUAUUCGGUGUCAAAAGAUCCGGUGGUGUUAGAAGCGAUUCAGGCUUGGAUUGAAAAGGAAAUUCAGAUCCAUGGCGCAUUGUGA